AUGUCGUGGAACUACACGGUGACGGCGCACCGUCCGUCGGCCGUAUCGCACGCCGUCACGGCCGCCUUCACCGGCCCGGACGACCUCAACCUCAUUGUCGCAAAGUCGACGCGGCUCGAGGUCCACGCAGUCGACGGCUCGGGCGAGGGGCUGCGGCCGCUGCUCGACGUGCCGCUGUACGGGCGGGUCGCGACGCUGGAGGUGUGGCGCCCGCACGGCGCCGGCCACCCCGACCUCAUCUUCCUCUCCACCGAGCGCUACCGCUUUGCGCUUCUCGCCUACGACGCCGAGAGCGGAGAGGCGAGCGCUGCGCCUCCUAGUGCUGGCGCCUCUAGCGCCGCCGCGGCCAUCGUCACCAAGGCGGCGGGGGACGUCUCCGACAAGACAGGCCGCCCCUGCGACUGCGGCCAGAUCGCGGCCCUCGACCCGCAGCACCGGCUGCUCGGGCUUCACAUGUACGACGGCCUCUUCAAGAUCAUCCCCGCGCUCGCGGGAGGCGCGCCACCCCGGCCUGACCGUCGUCCCUGUCGCGUGCAACUCCCUUCCGCGCAGGAGCUGUACCUGCUCGACCUCUGCUUCCUCGCCGGCACGCCGCGCCCGACGCUCGCCACCCUGCACGAGGACUCGAAGCACCAGCGAUACCUCAAGACGCACGAGGUUUCCGUGCGGGACAAGGCGCUCUCCGACGGCCCCUGGCCGCAGGUCGACUGCAGUAUUUAUACGUAUAUCGCCCCACCCCGUCCUCCUCGUCAGAGGCCAGCACCGCGCUCGGAAGACCUGCGCACGUGUCUGGCCGCAGGUUGCCGUCGAGGCGUCUCUGCGUCGGGUGCGCCGACUCUCUUCCGAGCCCACGGCCGCGUGGACCCAGACGGGACGCGGUGGCUCCUCUCCGACGCGGCGGGGACGCUCUACGCGGGGACGCUCUACGUCCUCGCCAUCGGCUUGACGGACCGCGCCGAGGUGACAUCGCUCACGCUCGAGCGGCUCGGCCAGACCGUCGCCGCGUCCGCCAUCUGCUACCUCGACAACGGCGUGGUCUACCUCGGCUCGAGCUGCGCCGACGCGGUGCUGCUCUCUCUCUCUACAGAGGCGCACGAGGACGGCUCCUACUUCUCCGAGCUGGCGAGGUGGGAGAACCUCGGCCCGAUCGUCGACUUCGCGGUCCUCGACCCAGAGGGGCAGGGGCAGGGGCAGGUCGUCACUUGCUCGGGCACGCGCCGGGACGGCACCGCCUUAAGGGAAGCAAGCAUAGGCUCGAUCCGCGUCGUCCGUUCGGGCGUCGCCUUCGACGAGCGGGCGUCGCUCCCCCUGCCCGGCGUCAAGGCGAUGUGGUCGCUGCACGCCUCCGGCUGUGGCGGCGGCGGCGGUGGCAGCGGCGGCGGCGUCGCCCCGGCACGGCUGGUGCUGUCGUUUGUGUCGGAGACAAGGCUGCUCGCGAGGGGGACAGGCGACCAUUUGGCCGAGGUGGAGGAGGGGGGCGGCUUCGACACGGAGAGCGCGACUGUGUUUGCAGCCUCGCUCGCCGGCGGCGCCGCCAUUGUGCAGGCGACGUCGCGCUGCCUGCUGCUGCUCGAUGCCGCCUCCCUCGCUCAGCUCGGGGUCUGGUCGCCGCCUGACGGAGCCGCCAUCACCCUCGCUGCCGCGCACGGCACCACCCUCCUCCUCGCCACCGCCGGCCGCACCGCCGCGCUGCUCCGGACGGACUCGGGAGGCGCGGCCCGCAGCGGCGAAGGCCCUUGCGGCCUGUCUUGCCGAGGAGCAAGUGUGAAUGACCGCGUCCGUUUGUCAGCAGGCGCGUGCGGCGGCGAGCCCCUCCUGGCGGCGGUCGGUUCGUGGACGUCGUUUUCCCUGUCUCUCCUCUCGCUCCCCUCGCUCGCGCCUUGCGGCACCACCCCGCUCGGAGACAAGGGCGCGCCGCACGAGUACCUGCUCUGCGGACUCGGCGACGGCAAGCUGCUCUACUUCCCGCUGCCGACCGCGGAGGACGCCGCGCCGGUGCUCGGCGCGCCAAAGGCGGCCCCCGCGUCGCCACGCCGCCGACAGAGCCGCUCGUUCCCGCUCGUGUUUUGCUGCUCCGAGCGGCCAGCGCUGGUGCACGCCUCCGCAGGCCAGCUGCUCUUCUCGUCGGUCAACUUGCCCGCAGCUCACGCCCUCGCGCCCUUCUCGUGUGACGCCCUCCCGGGCUGCCUCGCCGCCGCCGACGAGGAGCCGCGGCUGCUCGGCAGUGUUACGGGCUGUGCCCGGGGGGGAGGAGACCGAGCGGUGCGAGCUGCGCGCGCUCGACGCCUCCGGCCCCUCCGACUCGCUCGGCCUGGUUCACCCCCUGGCUCCUCGCCCGCCAGGUACAAGCUGCGCGUGUUCGACGACUCCUCCUUUGCGGAGCUGGCGUCGGCGCACCUGCUUCCGGACGAGGCGGGCCUCUCCAUCCUCGUGUCGGGGCUCGGCGAGGAGGAGGCGGCCGAGGGCGGCUACAUCGUGGUUGGCACUGCGCACAUCCUGCCCGACGAGCCGGAGCCAACCUCUGGCCGCAUCCUCGAGGGCUCGCUCGAGCUGCGGCACGAGGCGGCGGUGCGCGGUGCCGUCUACUCACUCGCCGAGCUGUCGUCUGGCCUGCUGCUCGCCGGCGUGAACAACAAGCUGCAGCUCUUCGAGUGGGAGGCGGGUGCGCCGCGGCUGGCGCUGCGGGCGGAGCACUGCGGCCACAUCCUGGUGUUGUACGUGCAAGCGCGCGCCGACUUCAUCUUGGUGGGCGACCUGAUGAAGUCGAUCACGCUGCUGCAGUGGUCCGCGGGCGAGCUCACCGAGCUGGCGCGCGACGUCAACGCCAACUGGAUGACCGCGGUCGCCUUCCUCGACGACGACACCUUCCUCGGCGCGGAGAACGCGCUCAACCUCUUCGCGGCUCGCAAGCGGGCCGACGCGCCCACCGAGGAGGAGCGGGGCAGGCUGGAGGUGGUGUGCGAGUUCCACCUGGGCGAGUUCGUCAACCGCUUCCGCCGCGGCUCCCUCACCAUGCAGAUGCGCGAGGCGGGCGCGGAGCCGCUGCCGACGAUGCUGUACGGCUCCGUCAACGGCGUGGUCGGCGUGGUCGCCUCACUUCCGCAGGAGCUGUACGUGCGGCUCGCAAAGGUGCAGACGGCGCUCUCCCGCGUCGUCAAGGGGGUGGGUGGGCUCUCUCACGCGUCGUGGCGCUCCUUCGUCAACGACCGGAAGACCGCCGACGCGCACGGCUUCAUCGAUGGCGACCUGAUCGAGGCCUUCCUCGACCUGCCGCCGCGCAAGAAGGAGGAGGUCGUCGCUGGGCUCGACAUGACCGCCGAACAGCUCUCGCGUGUCAUCGAGCAGCUGGCGCGCCUCCACUGACAUGUCCACUGAGCUGCCUCGGAGGGAUCGCGCUUCGCGGAUCGGGGACAGUUUCGGGACAGUGGACGCGAAGGUGCUGCGGCUCAUUAGCAGAGCGAGGUGUUCAGGCUUGUACGCAAAUUAUCAGGGCCGCUCCG
Molecule: messenger RNA, 3500 nt
Organism: Emiliania huxleyi CCMP1516
Lineage: Eukaryota; Haptophyta; Isochrysidales; Noelaerhabdaceae
Exons: 21
Coding region: 1-3363 (1120 amino acids)
Cellular component (GO): nucleus
Molecular function (GO): protein binding; nucleic acid binding
Source: RefSeq, a predicted model, not a curated record